AUGACGCUAGAGGACUUUGAAAAAUCGCUUGCGGAGGACCGGGUACGGAGAGAAUCUGAAAACCACAAAGAGAAAGAUCGCUCGCGGUCACAUCGCCAUCACCAUCAUCACCGACAUCAUCACCGAAAUUCGUCCCGAACGCGCGAAAGUAAUAAUCAUCGAGGCGAUGAUAAAGACGAAGAGCGCCGACAUAGGCAUAAACGGUCGAAAAGAGACGACAAUGACGACGAGGGCGAGAGCUCUCACCAGAGACGGCAUCGCCAUGACCGCAACCAUGAUGAUGAACUUGACCAAGAUGAGGUUAGAGAAUCAGCUGCUAGAGUCAGUGCGCAUGACUUGAAACGCGAUUCUUGGAUGCAACCACCCUCUGCCGACGACAUAGAUUAUAUACACAGACCGGAUAAGCGCUCCCAAAAACAGCCCGAAGCAAAAUCGCUACGAGCCGAUCUUGAUUUGAAAAUUCACGAUAAGGAACUCAACACUCAUUUACGCGAUUUGAAAGAAGGGAAGGUCCCUGAAAAGAUUGAAAAUAAGCCUGCGCAACAUGAAGUUGACUAUACCUUUGGCGAUGCGGGCUCACAGUGGAGAAUGAUAAAAUUGAGAAAUGUUUAUCGAGAGGCCGAAGAAAAAGGCAAGAAGGUGGAAGAUGUUGCAAUUGAACGGUAUGGCGAUCUGAGGUCUUUCGAUGAUGCUCGAGAAGAAGAGAUCGAAAUAGAUCGCAGAGAGAGGUACGGAGAGUCAUAUGUGGGCAAAGAUAAACCCAGUGGAGAGCUCUUCCAGGAAAGAAAGCUCGACCAGGGUGUGCACCGGGAGCCUCGAACCAGUGAUCCUCGGGAUAUUGCAUCUCCUGCCAGAGAACAAGGCAAGCCAAUGGACACCGUGGAGCCUACAAAAACAACGCAACAUCUAGAUGCCACUGCACUCAACCGACUUCGUGCAAAAAUGAUGAAAGCAAAAUUGAAAGGGUCGCCCGAGGCAGCCUCGUUGGAGGAACAGUAUAAUGCCGCUGCCGGCUUAAUGGCGAACCGAAAAGAAGGUGACGUGGUAGUUCUUGGUGUUAUGGAGAACCGAAUGCUGGCCGGUGGCGCUAGAAGCGAAGUCAAACCAGUUGAGAACCGCCGGGGACGUGAACGUGGCCAGGUAGAGGAGAAUGAGGAUAUGUCAAUCGAAGAUAUGAUAGUGGAAGAGCGACGAACGCGCGGCCAAGCUGGCGGAGAAGGUCUCCGAUUAGCUGAAAGGAUUGCGAAGGACGUCAAGUUUGAUAAUGAUUUGGAAUAUAUGGAUGACAAUGCGGCCAAACUUGCCAAGCGUGUUCAGAAAUCAGAAUUGAAUCUGAAAAAUACCGCCAUUAGCGAGUUCCACAAGAUGAACAGGAUAUUAGACAACUGCCCAUUGUGUCAUCACGAAGAUACAGAUACACCUCCAGUGGCUCCGAUCGUGUCAUUGGCAACACGUAUUUUCUUGACGUUGCCAACAGAACCAGAACUUAGUGAAGGAAGCGCUACUAUUGUUCCCAUCCAGCACCGUACGAAUCUGAUGGAAUGCGAUGAUGAUGAGUGGGAGGAAAUCCGCAAUUUUAUGAAGAGUUUGACUCGAAUGUACCACGAUCAGGGCCGGGAUGUAAUCUUCUAUGAGAAUGCAGCGCAUCCGGAUCGAAAACGCCAUGCAUCCCUGGAAGCUGUUCCUUUACCAUACAGUCUAGGUGAAACCUCUCCAGCGUUCUUCAGAGAGUCUAUACUGGCAGCAGAUUCAGAAUGGACCCAGCAUCGAAAAUUGAUUGAUACUCUAGCAAAGUCCAAACAGGGAUUGGGCAAGAUGGCUUUCCGUCGAACGUUAGUCAAGGAGAUGCCAUACUUCCAUGUCUGGUUUGAGCUUGAUGGCGGAUUGGGCCACGUUGUGGAGGACACUCAUCGAUGGCCGCGCGGAGAUCUUUUUGCCCGGGAGACCAUAGGAGGUAUGUUGGAUCUGCCUCCGGAUGUUAUCAAAAGGCAAGGUCGGUGGAGUAAAGGCGGGGAUCGACGAGUUGAGCCUUUUCGUAAACGCUGGCGAAAGUUUGACUGGACUCGCAUUCUCACCGAGGGCCAAUAA
Messenger RNA from Talaromyces marneffei, 2088 nucleotides. RefSeq lists its product as uncharacterized. The transcript is spliced from 2 exons. Gene Ontology annotation, cellular component: post-mRNA release spliceosomal complex. NCBI's taxonomy places the organism in Eukaryota, Fungi, Ascomycota, Eurotiomycetes, Eurotiales, Trichocomaceae. The coding region runs from base 1 to 2088 and encodes 695 amino acids. Gene Ontology annotation, biological process: mRNA splicing, via spliceosome. The record is from RefSeq and is a predicted model, not a curated record.